AUGGGUUUGAGAAAGCUAAUUAACCAUCAAAAGUGCAGGCAGUCAUAUAUCUUUCUUGCAUCUUUGGUUCUCGGAUUUGCCUGUGUAAUUCACCAAGUGCAAGAGGCCUCCAAGUACAAGGUGUUAAGAAGCUUCACAUCUCAGGCAUUGAAAACUUCCAGAAUGCACAAUAUUAGUUGUGUCACCUAUGAAGCCAGAUUCCUCUGCUUCAACAAUUCUGUAGACAUGAGGAAGGCGAAUAUGGAUUUUUUGCAUCCAUGUACUGCUAAUAGAGUAACUGAGCUUCCCGGGUUUAAAGAUGAAGUUCAUAUCAGUGGCAUUCCGGAGCAGAUGGGUGAUAAGACUUGUGGAUAUUGGAUUAUGCAUUACAUGAGGGAUAUAGUAGAGGACAAAAACCAAGAGUGGAGUGCUAAGUGGGAAAGAAAAGCAAAUCACUAUUACACAAUGGAGAAUGUUGAUGUUGUCCGGGCAGAGUGGGCAAAGUAUGUUAUGAAGUUCAAAGAUAACUAGUGCAUGUGUAGGUUUAUUAACUAGUGCAUCAACUUUUGGACAUGGA
Rosa rugosa (rugosa rose) is the source of this 556-nucleotide messenger RNA. RefSeq lists its product as uncharacterized. The transcript has 5 exons. Bases 1 to 510 code for a protein of 169 amino acids. Lineage: Eukaryota; Viridiplantae; Streptophyta; Magnoliopsida; Rosales; Rosaceae. The record is from RefSeq and is a predicted model, not a curated record.